AUGAAAAUAUUAAUAUUAUUAUUACAAAUCAUUGGUCUAUCAAUUGCAUUAUCAAAUAAUCAGUUGAAAUCAUUAGUUCAAUCUAAAUCAUCAAAAUUGAUAUCUUUAACUGAUGAAAAUUUUGAAUCAAUUUUACAAGGUAAAAGAGAUUAUCAUAUAAUUGCAUUGCUAACAUCAUCUUCACCUCAAAUUAAUUGUGUUUUAUGUAAAGAAAUAGGUCCAGAAUUAGAAAUAAUUGCAAAUUCAUGGUUUAAAGAUCAUCCAAAUGGAAUAGAAGAUGAUUUCGAUUUAUAUUUUUUCAAAUCUGAAUUUUUAGAAUCAAGAAAAUUAUUUGGAUUAUUUCAGUUAAAUAACAUACCAAAGAUAUUUUAUUUCCCACCAACUAAUUCAACAGCUAAUAGAAAUUAUGUUUCUGAAAAAGUUGAAUAUCAAUUUUAUCAAGGUGAUCAUAAAGAUUUAAUGAUUCGUUGGUUUUCAGAAUUGACUGGUUAUAAAUUUAAUCUUUACAUCCCAGUAGAUAAGACUAAAUUGGCGAUUCAUGCUAUACUUGGAUUCACUAGUGUUUUCCUCCUUAAAAGAUACAAAAAGUAUGUUUUCAAUGUAUUAAAAUCAAAAAAUACCUGGGGCACAUUAUCUUUAAUUUUAAUAUUAUUAUUUACUACUGGUUAUAUGUUUAAUCAAAUUAGAGGUAGUCCAUAUAUUAUUGAACAUCAAGAUGGAAGAAGAGAAUUUUUCUUACCUGGUCAACAAACUCAAUUAGGUAUUGAAACUCAAAUUAUUUCAUUUGUUUAUGGGAUUUUAAGUAUUUUGUUGAUUGUAUUGAUUAAAAGAGCACCUACUAUUAAAACAGAUUCUAUUAAUUUAUUAUUAGUUUCAAUUAUAUCUGGUUUAAUAUUUGUAAUGUUUAGUACUUUAUUAGCUUUAUUUGGUUUAAAAGGUUUAGGUUUCCCAUAUAGAUUUAUAAGAUUUAUAAAAUUUUAA
Messenger RNA from Insectozyma verbasci, 981 nucleotides. NCBI's taxonomy places the organism in Eukaryota, Fungi, Ascomycota, Pichiomycetes, Serinales, Debaryomycetaceae. The record is from the annotation of a GenBank genome assembly.